Brenthis ino (lesser marbled fritillary) is the source of this 1413-nucleotide messenger RNA. The record is from the annotation of a GenBank genome assembly. NCBI's taxonomy places the organism in Eukaryota, Metazoa, Arthropoda, Insecta, Lepidoptera, Nymphalidae.
AUGAAAUUUUAUUUGACCCCUGUAAUCCGACAGUAUGGACUGGUUGUGACAGUGAAUCUAGCAGUUCUAACGACUGGCAUGAGUCUUGUUUGGGCGUCACCAUCGCUAGUAAAGUUGCAGAAUGAGUUCGAGACGCCUCUAUCGAGACCUAUCACAGACGAGGAGGGUUCAUGGGUUGUUGCUGGAGGUUUUUUGAUCGGACCAUUUAUCAACAUCAUCGUAGGGAUGACAAUGGACCGAAUAGGCAGGAACACCUGUAUUUUGUUAUUGACAAUACCAAAAUUGUGUGGGGCCAUUGCGCUAAUCUUUGCCAAUGAAAUUUGGAUGAUUAUAUUAUGCAGAAUAAUCAUGACGGUGGUCGAUACUUUAACAUUAAUCACAGUCCCGAUUUACGCUUCUGAGAUGGCUAAUAAAGAACAUCGCGGCUCUUUAGGCACAUUGCUUCAAUUUUUCUCAUCUCUGGGCGUGGUAUUCACACUGUCAGUCGGUCCGUUCCUCUCUUACAGCACCUUUAGCAUUGUUCUUGCAAUCGUCAUAGCCGCCCUGACCGUGCCUAUACUGUUCUUGCCGGACACGCCCUUUCAUUUGUAUUCAAAAGGUUAUACAGAAGAAGCGAUAAGAGUACUAACAGUAAUACGAGGUUCGCAAGCACUAGCAAAAGAAGAGUUAGAAGAAUAUAUUGCGUCUAGUAAAAAAACAGAGAAGAAACUAGAUAAAGCUGAUUUGUUUAGAAAUAAAACGUUCUUAAAAGCAUUGGGUUUAGGUUUUUUGAUAGGUACUGGGAGUCAAUUAAUCGGUUCAAACGCGAUUAAUUAUUACUUACAAACAAUUCUUGAGUCGACUAAAACCAGUGUACCAUCAGAAAUAGCUUCCGUUAUUAUAGGAGUAAUUCAGUUGUUGGCAAGCGUGUGUGCGACGCUGAUUAUGAGAAAAUUUGGAAGAAGGACCAUCAUGUUGACGACUCUUGUUGGUUUCUUCCUCGGGAUGAUGGGGCUUGGAACAUUUUUCCAGAUAAGUGGAAGUGAAGGCUAUGAAAUAACUGGUUUUAUGAACUACUUGCCGAUUGUGUCAUUGAUCCUCAUCGUUUUCUGCUUUAGUGUUGGAAUUGGGUCACUGAUGUGGAUUGUAAUAUCUGAAUUGUUCGAAGGACCAUCAAGAGCAGUAGGAGUAUCCACCAGCCUUACAUCUGCUACCAUUUUAAUAUUCAUAACCACUAAAUAUUUCGCCUUCAUGACCUCAGCAUUGGGUCCUGCUCCUACUUAUUGGUUUUUCAGCUUAAUGUCAGUUUUACUUUUUAUACUAAUCGCCAUUUUCUUGCCAGAAACAAAGGGUAAAUCGUUCAGCGAAAUUCAAAUAGCAUUAGGUGCAAAAGUCAACAUGGAUGCUAUCGAAGCGAAUAGCAAAAAUAAUGUA